AUGCUUGCCGAUCUCCCGCCCGAGCUCCUGGCGGCCGUGCUGCGUUCGAUGCGCCUGAGCGACAUUGGCCACCUCGCCUACGCGUCGCGGCCGCUCCUCGGUGCCGACGGGAAGGACCCGCUGCCGCGCCUGCCCGCCUGCGAGGAGUGCUGGGCGCCCUUCUCCCAUCUGCAAGCGGACGGCGACCGCCACUGCCUCUUCGUCGACUCGGAGCGGCGUCUCCUCUCCUGCGGUUUCGACUCGCAGCAUCGCGCCGUCCUCGGCCGCGCCCACGCCGUCGCCACUCGGACCCUUCUCGGACCCUUCUCGGACCCUUCUCGGAACAACAACCGCGUAGGCCACGCCCACGACCUCGCCAGCGGCGGCCCUCCCAGCCUGCGGCUGCCCGUCCCGUCCCCCGUGCCAGCCGCCGCCGCGCUGCGCGUGCGCGGCGUCGCUGCGGGCGCUGUCCACUCGCUGCUUGUCACCGAGGGCGGAGCCGUGUACUCGUGGGGCUCCUCGAAGUUCGGCGCCCUCGGCCACGGCGUCGACUGCGACGGACGGAAGGCGCUCGCCGGCGUGCGCGUGGUCAUGGUGGCUGCGUCUCCGUCGCACGGCGGGUGGGGGCUGGACUACUCGCACUCCCUCGCCGUCGCCGACGACGGCGCAGUCUUUUCGUGGGGGGCGGGCAAGGACGACUCGCGGCUUGGGCAUGGCUCGAGCAACGACGUGCACACGCCGCGCCGCAUCGACGCCCUCAAGAAGCAGCGCAUCGCCUCCGUCGCUGCCGGCGAGAACCACUCGGUUGGCGCAUUCAGCACGUGGGCCGGGGGCUGGGGGUCGGGCGCCCACCCGCUGGAGCACCGCAAGCAGGACGACGUGAAGCUGCUGCCGCCGACGCUGGUCGGCGGGCAGCUGCGGGGGGAGAGGGUUCGCUCCAUCGCCGCGGCGGAGCUGCACAAUCUCGCGGUCACCGAAGAGGGGGCCGUCUUUUCGUGGGGCGACGCCACCUUUGGCAAGCUCGGCCACGGCAACCUCGUCGAUUGGCCGGCGCCGCGCCGCGUCGAGGCGCUACGAGGCACCCAGGUCGGCGCGGUCGCGACUGGUCCUCGCCACUCCCUCGCCGUCGCUGCCGACGGGCGCGUCUUCGGCUGGGGCUUCGGCGACGACACUCUCGGCCUGCGAGCCUUCCACAAGGCGGCGCCCGUCUAUGGCGCGUGCCAGCUGGGAGCUGGGGGCGGGAGCGGCGGCGGCUGGCGGCCGCCAAGGCCGGUCCCCGCCGUGGGCAGCUCCUUCUGCCUCCUCACGCCGACCGAGUACCCCCGCUUCAUCCGGCUCGCCACUGAGUAG
This is a messenger RNA of Emiliania huxleyi CCMP1516, 1329 nucleotides long. RefSeq lists its product as hypothetical. The transcript is spliced from 12 exons. The coding region runs from base 1 to 1329 and encodes 442 amino acids. The record is from RefSeq and is a predicted model, not a curated record. NCBI's taxonomy places the organism in Eukaryota, Haptophyta, Isochrysidales, Noelaerhabdaceae.